UGUAAGAAAAUGGCUUCUAAGUUUGUAAUCUUGAUAGCAGUUUGUAUCUCUUUGAUCUCCCUUACUGGUGGUGGUAAUGCAGUGCCAUCUGUGAAAAUAUUAGUAGUAGGGAAGACAGGGUCUGGUAAAUCUACUCUCAUUAAUGGACUGUUUGGAAGUGAAAAGGUUGAAGUUGAUGGACAUGACACUCUCGAGUCUGACUCUGUGACUAAGGAUGUUGAAUGCUUUGUUGAAAUUUAUGAGUCAGGAUCCGAAAAGGAACCGUGGCAAAAAUUUAAUGUUACCAUUUGUGAUUCCCCAGGAUUUCAAGAUACCAGUUACAGUGACGAAGAAUACAUAGAAAAGCUAAAGUCAAAAUGCAAUGAUCCUGAUCUGGUAUUGUACGUUGUGUCCAUGAGAGAAACACGUUGGACUAUAGAUCAAGUUGAAACUAUCACUCUAGUUAAUAAAGCAUUGGGUACAGAAAUUUGGAAUAGCACCCUUCUUGUACUGACAUUUGCAAAUGAAGUUGAAGACAUUGAAAAGAAAAAUGAGUUUUUAAAGAAGUUUGUUCAGUCACUUGACAAAAUAGGAGUAAAAGCUGGUGACAUGCCAGUAGCUUUAGCUGGUCACUUAUUGAAUGGUGAAGGAGAUCAUUUGCCUGAGCAUAAUAUUACAUAUUGGUAUACAGAGCUCUUAAUCAAGGGUGUAAAACAAGUAAAAACGAAAGGUGUUGAUGCAUUAAUGCUUCUCAUUUUAAAAAAUAAAGAUAAAGUUCAUGUUAGAUCUAAUGAAUCAGAUAUUUUCGACAGCUGGGCACAUAAAUUUUCAAGUUUCCCUCUAAAGGCGACAUCUAUUCUUUUUUUUGAAGGCACGAAAGCAGUUAUUUGUUAUGUUUUCAACAGCAAGAUAUCAAUGGCAGUUAUUGCAAUUGUAAUUUUCACAAUAUCUGUGACAAUAUUACCAUUUGGAUGGCUUUUUGCUAGUGUUGUUGGUGUUAUAGCUGCUACAACUGGCUAUAUUAUUGCUCAAAAUAUCACAGGAGAACUUUGCAACAAAACUAUAAUAUAAGAUUUUAUGUCAGUUAGUGGAAUUACAUUAUUAUUAUUAUGCCCGAAAUUAGAUAUAGCAAUGUAACUAAUAUAA
Molecule: messenger RNA, 1125 nt
Organism: Amphimedon queenslandica
Lineage: Eukaryota; Metazoa; Porifera; Demospongiae; Haplosclerida; Niphatidae
Exons: 2
Coding region: 10-1050 (346 amino acids)
Molecular function (GO): GTP binding
Source: RefSeq, a predicted model, not a curated record